AUGUCAUCAGUCAUCGUCUUCGGUCCAACAGGAGGCGUGGGCUCCGCGGUGGCCCUCACGGCCCAGAAACACGGCGCAAAAGUCUACCUAGCAAUGCGAGACACCAAGAAGCCCAUUCCGGGUCUGUCCCCUACCGACGAAGAAAAAGGCGCCUUUGAAAGACUCCAAGCAGAUUUGACAGAUGCCCAGUCUGUAUCCGCAGCAAUCGAGACAAGCGGCGCAAAGCGCGCAUUCAUCUACCUGGCGCACGGUUCCCCAGACCACAUGAAAGCUACACUGCAAGCUAUGAGAUCCGCAGGUGUCGAGUUCGUCGUGUUACUCAGCAGUUAUACCGUGUGGGAAAAGUUGCAGGAUGUUCCUGCGAGUGAACUGAUCCCGUACACGCACGCCCAGGUGGAGAUGAACCUGGACGAAGUCUUUGGGACAGAGAACUAUGUGGCGUUAAGGCCCGGCGGGUUCGCUACGAACUUGCUUCGGUUCAAAAAUGGCGUCGCCGCGGGUGAAGUGAAGAUGUUCGACGGUCAUCUCAAAUUCGACUGUAUCACGCCUGGUGAUAUCGGGCGCGUCGGCGGGACAAUUCUGGUGCACGGUCUGCGGAACGGGCAGACGAAGGUUUAUCUCUAUGGGCCUCAAGUGAUUACACAGCGCGAAGCGAUCGGCAUCAUUGGAAAGGUCCUGGGGAAAGAGAUCAAAAUCACGACAAUUGGUGAGGAAGAGGCAAAGGAACAGUACCUCGAGAAUGGAUUGCCCAAGCCAAUAGUGGAAUAUUUUAUACGGGUGGUGAAGGAACGUGAAGAAGGUGGGAUGCAGAAGCGUGUCCAUUACGAUGCUGGUGUCGAUAAUGUGCGACUGUAUACUGGAUCUCCGGCUACGUCUUUUGAACAGUGGGUGAGGGAAAACGAGGAACUAUUCAAGGCGUGA
Messenger RNA from Penicillium diatomitis, 921 nucleotides. Its product is annotated as NmrA-like family protein. Bases 1 to 921 code for a protein of 306 amino acids. The record is from RefSeq and is a predicted model, not a curated record. Lineage: Eukaryota; Fungi; Ascomycota; Eurotiomycetes; Eurotiales; Aspergillaceae. The transcript has a single exon.